AUGUCCGAAAUGAGCGACGCGAACAACGACAAGAUUGUGGUUGUGCCGCAGAGAAACAGUCUGCCUUCUCCUCUUACUCCUCGGUCUCGCUCUCCGUCGCCUCCUCCUCCCGAUACCGAUCCAGCACCACCUCCAGCAGCAACCCCUGCUGUCGCGGCGGCGAUCCGUCCAUCCCGCGGCCUUGCUGCUGGCGACGAUGCGUUUCCCUCUAUAGUGGCCGACGACGAGAAUGACGAGAAUGAAUUGCCGCCUUCAUACGAGAUUUCCACGCUCCCUCGGCCAAGCGAUGCCCACGUCCACAUCACCGUCCGAUCCAACACCAGCGCCUCAUCCCUGCCAUCCCUCACGGCUGGCCCCGGCAGCAUCAACACGCAGGGCUACGUCCUCACCGCGCCCAUGAGCCACCAAACCGCCAGCUCCCGCCACAGCGGCUCCCACAGCCAUCACGAGCAUAACGACCAGGACCCCAUUACCUUUUACGGCGUUGAAGAUCCAUGGAAGACGGGUGCUGCUUCUCCAACCGCCAUGGAUGCUGCUUUUCCGAGCGCGGCGGCCUCUGCUGUUCCGAUCGUGGAGGGUGCUGCUGCAGCGAUCACGAAGGUGUUUGCUUCUCGGACUAUGGAGGCUGGUUCUGCUCUACCAAAGCAGGGUACUGCUGUUCUUUCGCAGUGUCGCCAGCAGCAACGCCACGGGAGGAGAGGCUACCAGUGA
Messenger RNA from Trichoderma gamsii, 711 nucleotides. RefSeq lists its product as hypothetical. The record is from RefSeq and is a predicted model, not a curated record. The transcript is spliced from 3 exons. NCBI's taxonomy places the organism in Eukaryota, Fungi, Ascomycota, Sordariomycetes, Hypocreales, Hypocreaceae. Bases 1 to 711 code for a protein of 236 amino acids.